Messenger RNA from Ixodes scapularis (black-legged tick), 563 nucleotides. RefSeq lists its product as uncharacterized. The record is from RefSeq and is a predicted model, not a curated record. The coding region runs from base 74 to 481 and encodes 135 amino acids. NCBI's taxonomy places the organism in Eukaryota, Metazoa, Arthropoda, Arachnida, Ixodida, Ixodidae. The transcript is spliced from 5 exons.
GUUUGCUAUAAAAGGAAGAAGGGAUAGCCUGUCCUGCAGCCGCUAAAUAUUGGAAGCCAAUCAAAGAAAAGACAUGAGAGUUUACUUAGUCAAAGUCGCUGUGCUUCUGACAGUGAUGUCCUUUAUAUUUUGUACGGAAGACCUCGAUUCGACAGCAGCGUCCGAAGAGUCAGGGAGUACGGACUUUCUAAAGCAGCCAGUAUUUUGCAAUGCCUUGUUGGAUGACCAGGAGAAGAUAUUCAAGUGCGCUCAAGAUCAAAUAAACGUCCCGAAUUCAGAGUCUGCAAAAAAACUGAGCAAUUACACAUGGCUAUUUUGCGAGAAUAUCACAAGUUUUGUGACCAUCGUUUGUAAUAAAACUAAUGAAGUUCUCGUUAACAUGACGGAUCCGGAAGUUGGCACCUUGUUUGAUCUUGUACUGAACUGCGAAACAGAGCUUAAAGUAACCCUGCCACCAACUCCUACUCCACCAGCCUGUUGAAGAUUUGAAGAUCUCUACUGAAAAAUAGUGGUAGAAAAAGAAUCAAUAUUCAAUAAAAUCAAUACCACAGUGCAUUAAAAAA